GAGCUUCGGCGGCCGGCCGCUACGCAGCGCCACGCUUACGGGGCGCGCACGCGAGCGCGCGCGCACGGACGCACCUGUUCGCGAGGGUAGACAGGUGCGAGCGUGAACGCACCCCGAACGGAUCGGUGCCGCCGAGACUGGAUCAGACGCUGCCGCCGCCGCUGGGACUCUUCGCCGCCGCCGUCGCGUGCGACCAGGACGGGAGGAGAGAGCAACCGCAUCAGCUGACGGAGCGGCGUGGCCGCUUCGCUCGCCCGUCGAAUCCGCGACCGCCACAAGUGACACUGGGUUUCUUUUCCGCAUUGCCGUGAUUCUUCAACGUUUCCACGUCGUCGACGCGACCGACAAGGACUUCCCAUUCGCCGUUGCAUCUUUGGAUUUGCGCUUGACCUUUCAAAGUGAAUAAGUGCCUUCGUGCUCGAACCGUGUGUUUCGGUUUCGGAUCUCCUCAUGAGGCAUCGGCGACGUCCGGAAGAGCGGAUUGUGUGGCGAGGUUGUGCGGUAGCCCUUGUGAUCCGUUGAGAAAAGAGAGUCCUGCCCUGCAUCUCCAUCGACGUGCGCUCAACGAGAGCUCUUCUGGUUGCGGUCUAUCGCCAAUGCCACCGGGACCGUAGAAACGCGCGCGUCCUGUGUUGCCCGCACUAAGCGAGCGCGCGCAGUGUCCCCUUAGACGGCUUCCUAUCGGUGUGUUGUGUGUCUUGCCGACGGUGUGGUGACAAGUGCCGCCGCGACAUGCUCGCCGGAACUCAGACGACCUGGGGCUGCCCGCCGGUGCACUUGAUGGGUCUCGGUGACGGACCCAGGGCUGCCGACAUGGCUGACUUCCAGGACGUCUGGCAAGAUAUCGAGAGCGUGCUCCUGGACGACAUCAGCGGGGCGAGGCACGCAGCGUCGGGCGUCAAGGCAGAACCGGAGACACAAGCCUGUCACGAUGUCGGCUACGACUACAAGACCACCGCGGUCCGCAGAGACCAAACGCCGUCCAUCCUACCAGCCAACAGUGCCAUCCUGGUCGCCGCACUGACGGCGCCCGUUCCGAGCCGACCACCGACGCUACAGCACCAACCAAGCGUCGCGCCGCCUACGCAGCCCACGCAGGACCCACCGCAGGCGAGGCAACAGUCACCGCCCGAUGACCAGAGCGCGCAGCCAGCGAACGCGUCAGCGUCGACAACGGGCUUCGUCACGCUAGACUUCGACUUCAUGCUAAACUCGGACGACGCCGCUCUGUACCCCGAAGUUAACUCGUACGAGACCGAAAGCGAGCUCAAGCCGCAGCACGAGCAACAGCAGCAGGAGCAGCAACAGAGGCAAGACCAACCCGAGCACCACCAACAGCCGCAGUUCGCGAGCAGCGUGGCUUCGACGAACAACGCAGCGUCCAUAGACCACCUAACGUACCAGCAGUCGGCUCAGGCGAUGAAAGCGGAGGCGAAUCCCUUCGACGUGUCCAUGCUCUCGGGCUCCCAGUACACGUCUCUCUGGGCAAACUACCAAAGCGCGAACCCCCUCCAGACCCCGCCGUCGAGCCAAAUGUCGCCGCCGGCAUCUCCGGACCACUCGCAGCUGGGCCAGCCUCAGCACAUGGGCGCUCACUUGGACGGCAACGGCCAGUACCAGACCAACCUGCCCUCGAUGCACUCGAUGUCCAUGAAGGCCGAGGACAUCCUCACCCAGUGCCUUCAGCAGCCGCCCCAACAGCACCACGGCAAGCAGCAGACGCCCCCGCACUUGCGCAUGGUCACUCCACCCUCCUCUCCGAGGUUAGCGGAUCUCCUGAGCGCCGGCACCACGAUGGGACCUCCGAAUCCAUUCCCGGUGACGCCGCUCACGCCGGACAUCCACAUGGCCGACCCGUUCUGCCGGUCUGCGCCGCUCGCCGGUCCCAACGGCCAAGAAGUCCCACCCGCAACACCAGCAGAACCAACAGCAGCAACGGACGGCGGUGAGCCGAAAGAAGGUGACCAUCCACACCUGCUCGCACCCGGGCUGCAGCAAGAGCUACACCAAGAGCUCGCACCUCAAGGCCCACUUGCGGACGCACACGGGCGAGAAGCCGUACCAGUGCAACUGGAAAGAGUGCGGCUGGAAGUUCGCCCGCUCCGACGAGCUCACGAGGCACUACCGCAAGCACACCGGCGACAGGCCGUUCCAGUGCCGGCUCUGCGAACGCGCCUUCUCGCGCUCUGACCACCUAUCGCUGCACAUGAAGCGGCACACGUCGCUGUGAGCCGAUCCUCAACCACCUUACCGCCGCGCGCCUGCAUCGCAGUUUGUCACCACCACCCCCUCAAGGCGAACAAACCGAUUCCUUGUUAAGUUUUCCUCCGAUAGACUCGGAUUGUGCGACGUCUCCUCCCCACGACAGCGAGCAGUUGCUGAAUGCUUCCUGUUCCAGUGCUCCCGUUGCAAUUGUACUCCCCGGUGCUGAUCGCAUCAAGCUCCCUCGCCACCGUACUGUCCGCGACCGCACCUGGACUAAUGUGUCGUGGCUACCCCCUUGUUUUACCUGAUGCUCCCAUGUUCAAGAGUGUGUGUGACGCGCUUGGCCUCGGCCGAGCUGACGGACACUUCUUCGGUGCCUGCGCGCCACCGCGCGUGCGCCGUGGCGCGUGAACUGUGCUCCUCGCGCGCGCACGUCGGUCGCGUGACGGUGAAUGACGCUGACUCGCACGAAGCGCUUGACGGGAUGCGCGAAUUCGAAAGCGUGUUGUGUACUCUCUCAUUUUACCUUAGCUGUGGACGUCCAUUUCGUCCACAUUUCUUUCUUCUGUUCGUGAGUUGCGCGGGCUCUUUGUAGGAGAGCCAAUGUUGUUCAGUGUGCAAUAGUGUCCGAUUUAAUCUCGUCGUAGAAAUGUGUGCGUGUUAAAGCCAGUCGGCACGUGCUGUGUAUUUGUUAGAUUUUAGAGAUGUUACACCGUACGGGACCAAUGAUAGAAGCCGUAGUACAUCACGUCAAGCGCCUAUUGCUGGACGAGUUAAAUGAACGGCGAAAAAAAAAAAAAAAACUCGCAACAGGCAAGGUUGCCUCCUUCAUACCUCGGCCAAGAACAGCCAGGAGUCUGGAGUAUGCAACCAUGCUUGAGGCAGCGAUGGAAUGUGCAAAACUGGGGACCAGUAAGAGUUGCGGCUAUAACUUAGCAUGAAUAUGCAGAAUGACCGCGAUUCAAAACGACCAAGCUUGGCUUAUUUAUGCAUGUGCUUCGAUGUGCCUUAGAGAAAAACAGAAGAAACCCACCUGCUUUCGGGUGCAAUAGAACGCUGUGUGCAUAGUGAAGCGUUAUAUGCUAUAUUUACAUGUGCUUCAUGUGGCCGUGCAUGUGACGUAAUAUCGUGCGCGUUAAGCUUGUAAUAUGCAAUAACUGAUGCAAAAGUGAUCGUAACUUAGCUUGAGCUUCCUCUGAGCACACACACACAGCCCUUCCAAAAGAAUGGCCUUCAUUGUAGAUCUUCAGAUCUUGGUACAGCAAAGAUUUGAGCACAGCAUCUUGCUACGCGCUUGAAAUGGACUAAAGUGGUCAACAGCAUAUCCCGUGAACGCUACGGUGUACAGUUCACUCACGUUCAAUGAAGCCAGCAGAUAAUUUUAGGCGUUUUAGGACUGUAUUCUUAGGGUAAAGAAGGAAGUCAUCAUCAGGUUGCGUUUUUUGAAAACGUGCGGACCUGCUCAACACAGCGCAGAACACCGUUAAAAGCAUGCGGAGAUUAUUUCCAUCGCAGUGUUGAGAUAGGGCUUUAUAUUUCGAGAACAAAAAUAAAACGGGACAAGACCCUGAUUCUACUAUAAAGACAGAAACACGUGAGUUGUUGGCACUUAGAAGCCGCAAGAAGGCUUUUGUACAUAAACCAUAGUGCUGUUGUUAAUAUAUAUUUUGUUUGUUAUUUCGUUUUUCUGAGUGUAAGUUUACGUUGAUGGAAGGCUUAAUGUGGAAAUCUUGCAUAUACACUCCGUAUCUGUUCGUUUUCUUGCCUUUAUUUUUUUAAUCAGAGUUUACGUUUUGUUUAAGCCGGCCACAGUGAGAAAAAGACUAAGUUAGGUCACGGUUCUUAAGUGACGCUUCUCAAGUGUGGAAAGGCCGCCUAGGCUAUCACCCAUGCAAACACACACAUACCUACACAAACCAACACAUCGUUCAUGUAUGUCUUCAGGAGCAUUCUGAAGGCUGCUGGGGUUUUUCUUCCAAGCAUAGCGUUUCCAUGGAACUGUCGUCUUUAAAGUUCUAAACCAUCAUAGUAUACGAAACGCAGAACCCCCUUACUUUGAGGCCAUUAUUGGUACACUGUCUAUCAAAACUAUCAGAACCAAUAUUAGAAAGUUGUUGAGCGUUUCCGAUGACGGCUCUAGCAGCUUACAUGCAGUCCUUUAUUUUCUUUAUUAUUUAAUGAUUCCAGACACAGCAGGUGAGUGUUACGGAAUCUGAUAACGUUAUCAGAAUUACCAAUGCCUUUUAUAAGAAGCAAAGUUUAUAUAACGCGAAACACACAAUAGGAAUAAAGCUUUAUGAGAAGAAGCACUUCCAAUCGAGACGUUGACACAUGCGCUCCAGCUUAAUGGUCACAUGUCUCUAUUUCGUUGCCUUAUCUUCCCAUUGUUCCAACAUGAAAAGGUCAUCUAACGUGUCAUGGUUCGAGACACAAGAAGUGCUCACUAAUUAUAACCCGAAAAGGUAUCAGCUGCCUUACUUUGCUUGAACGCGAGAACUCAAUCAGUGCAUCACUGGAACGCAAACAGCAUGUUAAAAUAAGCACGCCGUUAUAUUGCCUUAUCGAUAACCACGUGCCCUUCUCUUCCGCUGCACGGCAGGUGCCUUAAGACUUCAUUUAUAUGCAAAUAAAGUAUGCCUUAAUCGCAUAUGCCUUAAUCACUGUCGCACACAAUUUGCGCAGAAAAAGCACGAAGUUUACUUAAGAAAAAAAGUGAUAGGUGUCCAUUUCUACUGAAACUGCAUUCGCACGCAAUAAAACGGUGCCAGCUGACCAAGCUGACAUGGACGCGGUUCAAUGGGACAAUAAUCUGAAGUAUUAAGAUAACAUAAAAUUGGCUGGUGACACGUCUCGGGUACCAGACAGAUUAGCCUUACCGCGAUUGGAAGCCAGAAGGGACGCAAGAAAGAAUGACCGCGGUCAUAACGUUAACAUCAGUUACCAGUUAAGCCACCGAUUUCGAAAGCGCCGUCUGCUCGCCACUGGCGAUACGUUUAUCAACAAAUAAUAAUCACAGCCACAGCCAAGAAUUAUGGUCGAUUCUUUGUUACCGCCCAAAAAAUGGACAAUAUAGGCGAAAAUACCGCGAUAUCAGUAAUGUUAAAAUAGCGCCCUCUGGGCCUGAUGCUUACGAGCGAAAUUCAAGAUAGCGAUAUCUGGCUAUAUAGUAAUUUAUAACCACUGCUUUUCGCUUAAAAAGAAAAAAGCUCAUAGUCCGGUAAACUAAAGUUUCAGAACUCUUAAGUGGAUUAAGCUUUACUGCCUAGUGCCCAUUUUGUGCGGGUACAGUGGGCGCUGUGUUUUUUUUUUUUUUUUUUUUCUUAUUACGUUUGUCUUCGCGCAACCAUUCUGCAAAUGCAACACGGCAUCGAUUUGGCGCUCAUGCACGCGCACUGAUCUUCGCAUGUCGCUUCGUUUGACGCCGGCAGUGUCCUAAGUUUCUUGCGCGCUGCGCUCUCGCUUUGCACCUGAUGUUCUGUGACGGAGUGUGGGGCUUAAGUGACGUUGUUUAUGUUGUGCCGCCCCGCCACCAUUCCUGCCAUUUUCAAGCUAGUCGGCUGGUCGUCGUUACAAUGUUGCUGGAGAAAAAAAAGAGAUAGAGAGAGAGAGAGAGACAUCUAUAUAUACAUAUAUUCUACUUAUAAUUGCAUCCAAUACUAGCGUACACGCUCAGAUGCUCUUUAAGGUGUUCCUCGUGUUCAAAGUGUUCCUACGCCUUGAACAUACAAAAUUGCCUGUAAGGCUAUGCAAGGCUGCAAAGCACAAAAUCCGGAAAUGCUAUGGGGACUUUAACGUACCGAGACUUUUUGCGACGUAAUGUGGUACAUUGCAACGCCCCAGUGAUUACAGAAAGUGUACGUAGUGUGACGCAUCAGCGAUACGAAGAAAGCCUACACAAGCGUUAAGCUGAAUACGCAACUCAUGGCGCAGGUGGUACAAGAUUUCCCGAUACGCAGCCACCCCCAGGCAACUACAUUAUCAAACAUGUGUUCAAGGCGUACGCAGCACUCUGACGAAACGCGAGCUUAGAGUAGUUUUAUUUUAUGUACGUGUGUGUUCGGCAGACGCUAUGUUUUCUGCAUGGCCAUGCAUCAAAAUACAUGUCAAAGAUGGUGAAAAAAAAUUAUGUAUUUCGUAUACGAUAUAAAGUUAUAUACAUAUCUAUAUACAUAUACCCAGACACAAAACACAAAUGCUCUACCUACGUGCACAGUCGUAAGCACUAAAGCUGUCUCUUUGUUCCUGCAGGCCAAGCGCCUUCGAAAUACAAAACUCUUCAACCGCGGCCACACUUAUGUAUUGAGCUUUUGAAGCGAAACGCCAGCUGAAACAGUGCUAUCGCGGGCCGGCGUUUAGUAAACGAAAAAGAGAGGCGUCGCCACUUGCAAUGUUGUGAAAUGCUUGCAAACACUUGAGGAACCUGCCGACAGAUGCCGCAAUAGCCGCGUGACACGCAGAGCUCUCUCUGCGUGUAGUGCGGUUACUGCACCUAUCUGGUGGCAAGUUUGCUAUACCAACCCGCCAAAUCGUCAACAUUGACUGAAUGUGCGGUUUUUAUUAGCUUCUCUCUCAUUCCUGGAAAGUGUACGUUACAAGUGAGCAUUGAACAUCAGCACGACGCACACAUCGUCGUAGAAAACAAAGACGCCGCUGCGACAUUUUGCGCAGAUGAUUUCGGCACGGCAAUUACGCUCCCACAGGACGCUGCCUGACGACUUAGAGCCAUUUAGGAAACCCCAAUUUGGGAGUAUAAGUACUGGCCCAUGAGCUUAUAUCUAAACAAAGAACAACACCAAAAGCGAAAAUGAAUCAAAACCUGAAAUUACUACAGCGUAACGUCUGCACAUGCUGCAUUGUGAAUAAGUUGGCCUUACGGGAGCAACGUUGUUUCUGUUUGUUUCGUUUUUCUUUUUUCAACACGCGUCGUCAGCUCUGAAAGAGCGAGCGUAUGAAUGAAAACUGUCGAUAAAAAUGUGGUGUAAUAAAGCGACAAUGUAGUUGUUUGAUA
This is a messenger RNA of Dermacentor silvarum, 7213 nucleotides long. RefSeq names its product Kruppel-like factor 1. Gene Ontology annotation, molecular function: DNA-binding transcription factor activity, RNA polymerase II-specific; RNA polymerase II cis-regulatory region sequence-specific DNA binding. The coding region runs from base 733 to 2190 and encodes 485 amino acids. The transcript is spliced from 2 exons. The record is from RefSeq and is a predicted model, not a curated record. NCBI's taxonomy places the organism in Eukaryota, Metazoa, Arthropoda, Arachnida, Ixodida, Ixodidae. Gene Ontology annotation, biological process: regulation of transcription by RNA polymerase II.